Molecule: messenger RNA, 405 nt
Organism: Aspergillus clavatus NRRL 1
Lineage: Eukaryota; Fungi; Ascomycota; Eurotiomycetes; Eurotiales; Aspergillaceae
Product: BolA family protein
Exons: 3
Coding region: 1-405 (134 amino acids)
Source: RefSeq, a predicted model, not a curated record
AUGCUCCUCCUCCGCAGCCGACCAGGCCUCCUCCCCCGCCGCCUGCCCGCCAUCAGCAGCAUCAGAAUGGCAUCCUCGUCCAUGACCCCGGUGGAGGAUACGAUCCGCGAAAAGGUCACUGCCGCGUUCUCGCCCACCACACUCAUCAUCCGCAACGACUCGCACAAGCACGCCCACCAUGCCCCGAUGCAAGGCGUCGCGUCCAAGGAGACGCAUUUCCAUGUUACGAUCACCUCGUCUACGUUCCAAUCGAAGAUGCAGCCCGCGCGGCAUCGGAUGGUAUACGGCCUGCUGAAGGAGGAGAUGAGUCGGGAGGGUGGGAUACAUGCGCUGCAGCUGAAGACGAAGACGCCUGAGGAGGAGCAGAGGGAGAAGGAGCGGGCGCAGGCGCCGGCGUCGGCGUAG